Boleophthalmus pectinirostris (great blue-spotted mudskipper) is the source of this 4243-nucleotide messenger RNA. RefSeq names its product protein tyrosine phosphatase non-receptor type 9b (gene ptpn9b). Gene Ontology annotation, molecular function: protein tyrosine phosphatase activity. Lineage: Eukaryota; Metazoa; Chordata; Actinopteri; Gobiiformes; Gobiidae. Bases 172 to 2361 code for a protein of 729 amino acids. Gene Ontology annotation, biological process: protein dephosphorylation. The transcript has 13 exons. The record is from RefSeq and is a predicted model, not a curated record.
UGUUGGAAUUUUCUCAAGUUAUCCAACCUCAUUACUGUCUUAACUCUUCAGAAGAACAAAUGUCUGUGUUAGCGAUCUUUGGCUGUGGAAGAGUUCCUGAGUGAAGUGCGCAGCAGAGAGCAGCCACACAGUGCUGGGCUGGUCUCACAACCUACAGCUGUUAAGUUUCUUAUGGCACGCAAGUUUGAUGUGUCCAGAGCCAUUGAUCUCUUUCAAGCGUAUAAGAACACAAGACUCAAAGAGGGAAUCAUUAAUAUCAACCCUGACGAGGAGCCCCUUCGCUCCGAGCUGCUCAGUGGAAAAUUUACAGUCCUGCCUGGCCGUGAUGCAAAAGGAGCCGCUCUAGCACUAUUCACAGCUCGUCUACAUAGGCCAGAUGCCUCCACGCACAAGGCUGUCCUGCAGGCCAUCAUCUAUCAGCUUGACAAAGCCAUAGAAAGUAUCCAAACACAAAGAGAUGGACUCAUAUUUAUCUACGACAUGACUAACUCAACCUAUGGAAAUUUUGACUAUGAGCUCUGUGUCAAGAUCCUCAAUUUGCUCAAGGGGGCAUUUCCAGCUCGAUUGAAAUGUGUCUUCAUUGUCUCAUCACCACUGUGGUUUCGGGCCCCUUUUGCAGUUCUCCGGCUUUUUGUCCGUGAGAAGUUAAGAGAAAGGGUGUGCACAGUGAGGGCGCAUGAGUUAGCCAACCAUAUCCCCAUUUCCUCCCUCCCAGAACACCUUGGAGGAACAUCCCAGUACAGCCAUGUGGCAUGGAUCCAGUCUUGUGUCAAUACGCAAACAGAUGCUAUUGAGGGUGAAACGCAGAGGCAUGACUCUCAUGACUGUGUAGGAAGUCUCUUGCGUUCCUACAGUUUGGAGUGCAGCAAGUCAAGCGCUGGCGCUGACCACACUCACAUUAAUACACAGUUAGGUUCUGAGUUGGUUGCAGCUAACUCAAACUGCUUUGAUGAUAGUAAUGCAAAUCCACACAACCACUAUGACAAUGUGGAGGGCAGGACUCGAGACCCAGACCUUAACCAACAGGCCCCAUAUUCUGCUGCCAACAGACCACUGGGAAAUCACCAACACUGGAAUGGCUCAGCUGUAACCAGUCGCUCAAGUCCCAAUGCUAAUGUCAAUGGCCGUGGACAUCAAGCUCCGCCACAGUCAGACACACCCCCUGACACACCUCUUUCUCAAAAAGAUAGCAUGGAUGUGUUGGAUGGUAAGGGCACCAACAAUGCCAAAAGAUCAGAGGAGCUUCAGACGAAUGAUAUCGAGUCUGUUGAUGUGGGUGAGGAAGGUGUUCCUCCACUGCCCCAGAAGUCUUUGCCUCGUCCACCACAUCAGACCUCCUCCCAAUCGCCACAUCUGUCCUGGUCAGACGAUGACGAGCGCUGCAUAGAGGAGUCUGUUCACAUGCCAGAGCAGGGAGGCAUGACGCUGCAUGACCUGGUGGAGCAUGUCAAAAGGAAAAAGAAGAAGGGGAUCUACCAGGAGUAUGAGGAAAUCCGGAAGGAACCUCCAGCUGGAACCUUUGAUUAUUCAAAGAAACUGGCCAAUCAAAUAAAAAAUCGGUACAGCGACGUGCUGUGCCUGGACCACUCACGUGUGCGACUUUCUCAGCUCUGUGAUGCUGACGAUGAGACAUCAGACUACAUUAAUGCUAGCUUCAUGGAUGGUUACAAAAGAAGAAAUGCCUAUAUUGCUACUCAGGGUCCUUUGCCUAAAACAUUUGCUGACUUCUGGCGCAUGGUGUGGGAACAGAUGGUACUAAUAAUUGUUAUGACCACAAGGGUGGUGGAGCGAGGCCGUGUUAAGUGUGGUCAGUAUUGGCCUCUAGAAGAGGGAAGGACUGAGCAGCAUGGGUGCUUUUUGAUCAGAAACACUCACAUCCAAGUGUUUCAAGACUUUAAACUCUCCCAUUUAGAGUUGUACAACACACAGUCUGGUGAAAGACGAGAGGUAUGUCACUACCUGUAUGUCAGCUGGCCAGACUUUGGGGUGCCCAAAAGUGCUACAGCCAUGUUGGAUUUUCGUGAACAUGUAAUUCAAAGGCAGAAAACAGCUGUACAAAACUUGGGCACCAGUUGGAACGGACGUCCCGAAGGCCCUCCAGUGGUUGUCCAUUGUAGUGCUGGCAUUGGUCGCACAGGUACAUUCUGCACUCUGGACAUCUGUCUUUCACGUCUAGAGGACAUAGGCACAGUAGAUGUCUGUCAAACUGUGCGCCGAAUGCGCACUCAGAGGGCUUUUAGUAUUCAGACCUGGGACCAGUACUACUUCUGCUACACGGCAGUCAUAGAGUAUGCCCAGCGCCAUGGCAAACUGAGCCCAGUGCAGUGGUCUGACUCAGACAUAGAGACUGACAGUGAGUGAGACACUCGUGGGCUCAUAGGACAACAUUUUGGAUUUCAAGCCUAAGCUGAAUUCUGUGGAGAUGGAUUCACAGAUGCGCUACAGUUAAAUGUCAUGACUUACCGGAUGAACUUUUUUGACUGGGGUCAUAUCUAAAACGAACACCUCUACCAAAACAUAGAUGGAUAGAGCACAAGAGGAGAAAAGACUGCAUUGUCGCUGAUUAAGCAAACUGUGCUGCCAAUGUCCAAGCCCCUUUAUAUUUGCAAACUAAAGGAGACAUGGCUUGCCCUGAACCGGUCUUGUUCACAGGAGAAUGAAUUGUAGCAUUUUUAUGAUUUGCACAUGAGGAAUGAUGAGCUCUACCCCUUAAUAACCUCAAAACAUGGUCCUUUUUUGUUUUCCAGCCCUAAUAUGUAUGUGAUUGGAACACACAGAAUGUGAGGAAUGAGUGUGGGUGAAACGUGUGUGUAUGUUUCAAUUUUCUUUGUGUGUUUCAUAUCUUUACAUAUAGACUAACUUUUAAAAGCCAAAGUCCUUACCUUGAAUGCAUGGAUGUACUUGUGAAAUGGUAGACUGAAGCCAAUGUCUAUUCUUGUGUCAUACAUUUUUACCCAUUAUGUAUAAUAACAUCAUAAAAGGGAAAACCUUGUUUAAUUUAAUUCACUUGUCAUAGCGAAUAAAUAUUUAUGUAGCGACCCAGCUGGUUAAAAAUUUAAAUCAUAUUUUUAUGUAUGAUAUUCAGGUCCUACAAUAAACUUUAUCAUAGAACAUUCUUAUCAGGCAGUCUUGGGUAAAUUGGCCUGAACCUGCUUCACUGCCUCCUCACCUCUGAGUCUAUGACCUACACCCCUGCCUUUGAAAUCUUCCGUGAUAGUUUUACAUAAAUUCUUGGGGACAAGCUGCCUCCGAAAAGUGUGCCUUCACAUUCUCCUUGUUAUGUCUCAGAGUUCAGCUAAUAUCGCAGUAACAGAGCAGUGCACUUGCAUACUACCACUGAUUGUGCUGAUCAGGACUUAAAUAUUCUGCCUCUAGUCCUGCACAGAGUUUGCUUGUAAUAAAGACAGGACAUUACUGCAGUACGUGUGCAAGAUGAGACAUUGUUUUAUUUGACCUCAGGGGGUUUUCUAAUGUUUUUGCCUAGUGUCAAAGAUCUGUUUCUGAGUUUGCCUCUGGUAAAUUAUCAUUUAAGAAAACUAUAUCAAUUUUAUUUUUACGGAAUUGUAACCUAUAUUUAUGUCUUUUGUAAACGUAUACAGUUAUGAAAUUUGUGAAUGAUGGUACGAUGCUUAAUACAACAUUUCAUUUGAUAAUCUGAACAAAGAGUGUGGCAUUUUUAAGGAAAUCUGGUGGAACACAAAUGAGUAAUUUUUAAAUACUACAGCAGUUCGAAGUAUUUUUAGAGAGCUUUGAAUGGUUAAAGUCUGACAAAACCUUCACCCUAUGGUACAAUGCCAUGGAAAAGGUAACGUUUUAUAACGACAGUUCCUUUGUGAUACCUGGGAGAUAACCAUCACAAGACUUGCAUACUUUGAGAACGGUGAAAGAGCCUUGAAUGUUUUGGGGUGAUGGCGUUAAAUGCAGACGUUGAUGUGGACCCCUCAGUUCUCUUACCAAAGGCCCAGGUUCAUUUGAGACUUUUUACACAGCCACAAAAGCAUGGACCUAACAGCAACCACAGACACAAGACAACUGUGGAGAAACACGGUGAAGAAAAUGCAGGGUUGUGUUUGUGAAGAUCUUGCUACUUUGUUUUACAAGAGAGUAUGCAAUGUGAGUCAAUGGUGUUUUUAAUGUUACUUUCUGUGUUCUUGCGAUUGAUUUAUGGCCUUUUACAUGCUGUCAAUUCAGCAGUUCCAUUAAAACAAAGGUAUUACUAUAACGCUCUUGAGUACGGUGAUAA